Bursaphelenchus xylophilus (pine wood nematode) is the source of this 2048-nucleotide messenger RNA. NCBI's taxonomy places the organism in Eukaryota, Metazoa, Nematoda, Chromadorea, Rhabditida, Aphelenchoididae. The record is from the annotation of a GenBank genome assembly.
AUGUCCGUGAUGGGCUUCGCCAAUCGAAGUACGGACUGCUUCGGAUUCGAGAAUGAUUCGGAUCCGGCCAGCAUUGAGGCUCGACGACUGCGACAAGAAACGAUGAUCCACAUCUACAGAGUCUAUUACGGAUGGGUCCCAUUGCCUCUGGCGUUCCUUGCGCUCACCUGCGCCUGCAUCUAUUCGAUUGCCUGUUUCCGAGCCAUCCGAGGCCACAGAGUUAGUCGGAAAAGUUAUGUUUUGCUGUUGAAUCGGAGUUUGGGAGAUAUUACGACAUGUCUUUGGACUUUUGUCAUCUUCUUCUAUGUCAUAUUGACCGACGUCCCUACGUAAGUGCAAAUCUUUUGGCUCAAGUAAUAUCUCUUUCUAUUUUAGCCCCGAAAUUGUCCAAGUCUUGGAUUCUUUCUUUAUGGGAUGUUUCUGGGCUGGAAUGACGUCAUAUGUCGCGCUGAGUUUUCUAAAACUCUAUGCAGUUGCAAAGCCUCUGGAGUAUCGGCACAUCAUCACCAUGAGGCGAUGCAUCUACUUGAUCUGUUUCUCAUGGGUAGUGUUCUUGGUGAUGGUUAGCUAUUCCGUGGGGGCCAACGCGUUAUCGAAUAUUGAAAGCUUGAGGGCAUGGUCUGGCUGUCGAAAGGAAACUUGUUUGAGGAGUUUCUAUCGCUUCAGAAACACAUGUGUGUGUUUGGUAUACAUCACAACGCUAGUGUGCUUUGGAGGGACGUGUAAGUGGAAAUGAUUAUGAAUUACAUAAAAUCUAUACACAACGAAAAAAAGCGAAGGCUCAUUUUGGUCUGGGCUCUACAGUGACGGACCCAAUUCAGUGGCAAAAAACGUACCAUUUUGCCUCCGGGAAGCAUAAAAAAUGUGUCAAAAUGCUUCCCUCUGAGUUUCUUCACUUGGAGAGAGAAGCAUUUUGCCACACUUUUAAGACUUCCCGGACGCAAAACGGUCCGUUUUUGCCACUGAAUCAGGUACCCCACUGUAGAUACUUCCGAAAUCAUUUGGUAUCGGCAAGUUUUGUUGUACAGAGAUUCCACUGAUGCUCGUAUAAAUGUAUGUUUAUAUACAUGUGUUACCUUCUCGGCCAAAACGAACCUCCCUACAACAAAACCCUUCUAUAGCGAACUUAUCUUUCGGUCCGUUGCGCUUACAAAAAAUCUUUUCCAGUAAUCCUGAUCAAACGUCAUCAACGUUUCGCUCGGAUCCACAGUCGAAAAGCCACUAACGCCGAGAAUUACGCGGUCAAAGGAGCGCCAAAAAAGAAGCUAAAGGACAGAUUUCCUCUGUGGAAAUUGGCUGUAAAUGUGUGCACAUUCGCCAUCUUCGACGUUUUCUAUGUCAUCUGGGGAGCAUCGCUCCUGAUUGGCGCCGACAAGUGCUAUUUCUACCGCAAUUUCAACAAGAUGAUCUUUUUAUUAUCGAUUCUACAUCUGAGUAUCUUGGUGAGGAUCACGAUCGAUCCGAUUAUUGCGUUCGUCACGGAUGUGCCGGUUAGUUUUUUUUAAUUUUUAUAUCAAGGCAGCGGCAGCCGCACGUCAAUCCAGCGCAUUUCCUGAACCGUUUCGAAACUUCGUAUCGCUUUGGUUGAUUUAAAAGAGAGACGAAAUGUCGUGAAAUUAUCGGCACUUUUUCUCGGCCGAAAUAAUUGCUUUUUCUUGAAAAGGAAGAAGAAAGAUAAGAAAAUGCGUUUUAUCGGAUAGUGACAUUUCGUUUUGAACGAAUCACCAAAAAGGGGCGGGAAAUUUUUUCUUCUAUUUUGGAUUGACGUAAGCCGUGAUAGUUUUUGACGUCAUAUUAUUUGCUACCUUCUCCCGAUUUUCGUCAAACGUGCCUGAUUUAACAAUUUCUGUCUGUCUAAAAUUAAUUGCCCUUGGUUUCAGAUACGACGCUCAAUGCUGCAAGUAAUGCAUCUCCAACGAUACAUCAAGACCUACCAAACGCGUAACGAGGACAACUCUUCCGACGCCGCAACUCGAACCAACAGCACCAGCACCUCAAUGCACGCAAGGAACUCCACAAUCCGCACUCGAAUCGACUCCGUCAACUGA